This is a messenger RNA of Paramisgurnus dabryanus, 426 nucleotides long. It is a transcript of the gene gpha2, whose product is annotated as glycoprotein hormone subunit alpha 2. Gene Ontology annotation, molecular function: hormone receptor binding; hormone activity. The record is from RefSeq and is a predicted model, not a curated record. Gene Ontology annotation, biological process: cell surface receptor signaling pathway. Gene Ontology annotation, cellular component: extracellular region. Lineage: Eukaryota; Metazoa; Chordata; Actinopteri; Cypriniformes; Cobitidae.
CAGGUUAACAUUAUCAUCAUGUUCCGCACUAUGACAUCUGAUCUGAUUGUACUCACAUUGCUUUUGGUACUGUUAGUACUGCUAAUGCCUUAUACUUGGAGUUUUCAAGCUUUGAGUCCUGGCUGCCACCUGUUCCCAUUUAAUGUAACCAUACGGACAGACAAACGUGGGACGUGUCAAGGAACCCAGGUGGUCUAUGCUUGUGUGGGUUACUGUGAGUCGAGCGCUUUCCCUUCCCGUUACUCUGUAUCAGUGGCCUCCAACUUUACCCACAACAUAACGUCUGCUUCACGCUGUUGCACCAUUAGCAAGGAUGUAAAGGUUAAAAUCCGUCUUCACUGUCCUCGUGGCCAACACCAUGAUGAUAUUGAGAUCUUAAGUGCACGUGCCUGUCGCUGCAACAUGUGUCACAAAUCCCGUUACUGA